This is a messenger RNA of Nanorana parkeri, 798 nucleotides long. It is a transcript of the gene STUM, whose product is annotated as stum, mechanosensory transduction mediator homolog. The record is from RefSeq and is a predicted model, not a curated record. The coding region runs from base 249 to 623 and encodes 124 amino acids. NCBI's taxonomy places the organism in Eukaryota, Metazoa, Chordata, Amphibia, Anura, Dicroglossidae. The transcript has 3 exons.
UGAUUGUUAUAAUCAUAUAUGACAUUAGUGGGCUGUGUGUCUGAUUGAGACUCCCCAAGCUGGAGGAGGAGGAGGAAGAGCAGCGAUAGCAGAAGGAGGAGGAAGGCGAGCGAGAGAGAGAGAGAGAGAGAGAGAGAGAGAGAGAGAGGGGCACUGAGGAAUCAUCAUACCUCCUGGCAUUUGACCCACACCAAACUCCAGCACCCAACGUCUCCCUGCCUGCUCUUCACCCACAGCGGAGGGGCAGCAUGGAUCUCAAAGAAGGGGACGUGGUAGAGAAGGGCACCGCCAGCGGGGUGGUGGUCCAAGUCAGAGAGAAGAAGGGACCCCUGAGAGCUGCCAUCCCUUACAUGCCAUUCCCAGUGGCUGUCAUCUGCCUCUUCCUCAACACUUUUGUGCCAGGGCUGGGGACGUUCGUAUCAGCGUUUACCGUGCUGUGCGGAGCCAGGACAGACCUCCCCGACCGACACAUAUGCUGCGUCUUCUGGCUGAAUAUAGCCGCUGCCCUCAUCCAGAUCCUCACCGCGAUCGUCAUGGUCGGCUGGAUCAUGAGCAUAUUCUGGGGGAUGGACAUGGUCAUCCUGGCGAGUUACAAAGAACAAGGGAUUCCGCAGCAGCUGUAACCGAAGCGGCGCAACGUAAGAAAAGUGCAAAAAGACAUUUUCCAGCAUCUUUGGAGGAAGAGUUUUGUAAUAAAUAGGAGAAAGUAAAUGAAUGAAGAACAAGUGGAGACUGAGAAGAGAAUGUGGCCUACAAACACUCUGGUCUAGAGGAUGACUGAGAUCCCAUGAUAACACU